Messenger RNA from Cordyceps militaris CM01, 912 nucleotides. Its product is annotated as OTU domain-containing protein 6B. The transcript has a single exon. Gene Ontology annotation, biological process: protein deubiquitination. Gene Ontology annotation, molecular function: cysteine-type deubiquitinase activity. The record is from RefSeq and is a predicted model, not a curated record. The coding region runs from base 1 to 912 and encodes 303 amino acids. NCBI's taxonomy places the organism in Eukaryota, Fungi, Ascomycota, Sordariomycetes, Hypocreales, Cordycipitaceae.
AUGGAGACCGAGACCGUCGAGCAAGCUCACACGCGCCAUCGCAAAGAGCUCAAAGACCUACAAGGCCGAGUGACGAAUAAAAAGAAAAGUGCGACAAAGAAGACGCGAAAAUCGGUAAACGACGAGUGUUCAGAGCUGGAGCGUGCCUUGCGCGAGCGACAGGCGACCGAGCUUGCCAGGCUUGGCGGAGAGAUACCGACGGACGGGGCCACGGAGGAUGUCGAGGACACAAACAUAGACGGCACCUACGGGGCGCUCGUCAAUGAAACACGCGACAAGCUGAAUAUAUCUUCGAGAACUGAGGUUCCCACGGCAGAAAGUUCGCCCCAGAACGAUUCACCGCAACCCGGCAAGAAGCGCAACAGGCAAAAGGAACGUCUGGCACGGCGCGCGGCGGAACAAGAGGCAGCCACGACCAAAGCCGAGGAGGAGGCCUCCACGAUGACAAAUCACCGCGCCAUCGAGAAUGCGUAUAUGAAGAAGAAAAUGGAGGCCGAGGGUCUCGUGGAGAAAGACAUCGCGCCGGACGGGCACUGCCUUUUCUCCGCUGUAGCCGACCAGCUACAGACGCAGCUCUCCAUCCCACUGAGUAGCGACGCGAGCGAAAUAACGGAGCCGGCAUACAAGAAGGUACGGCGAGCCGCAGCAGAAUUCAUGGCGGCACACGGCGACGACUUCGCGCCGUUCAUCGAGGGCGAUUUCGAGGCGUACCUGGCGCGCAUGCGAGAUACAGCAGAGUGGGGGGGCGAGCCGGAGCUGAUGGCUUUGGCACGGGCGUAUGACGUUGGGAUACGCGUGGUGCAGGACGGACGGACAGAGGCGAUUGGAAAUGGAGACAAAGUGAUAUGGUUGGCGUAUUAUCGGCAUGGCUAUGGCUUGGGCGAACAUUACAAUUCGUUACGUCGAAAGUGA